UUUCAGCAAUACUGUAUUACCCGUUGAGAAGAAAAAAAACAACAUGUCUAAGUUCGUAAUCAUCUUUUUGGUGGCUACAUUUGCAGCAUGCAUCACCGCCGAUGAUAAUGGAGACGGCUCUACAAGCUUUAUGGGCGAUUUUAUGAAACCGUUCAGUGACACCGCGAAAGCUGCUGAAAAUUUGGUCAAGAAUCUUAAACCUGCGCCCAACGAAAGAGUGCAGGCUACUUACACUGAAGAAGAACAUCAUUUAGACACAGUGGACGGCAAAGUCGUUGACCAAGGAGACUCCCAGAAGAAAAUCAAGAACGACAACGGAAAAGUUACUGAAAACACCUCGAAACAUUAAAAUAAACGAAUGAUCUGAAUAGAACAUUGAUUAACUGAAUGCUGCACUGAGUAAAAUUAUUAGUGUAUUAAUAAAAUAAAUAAGUCGCGCGAUUUAUACCAAAGAUUUUUA
Leguminivora glycinivorella is the source of this 460-nucleotide messenger RNA. RefSeq lists its product as uncharacterized. The transcript is spliced from 4 exons. Bases 44 to 349 code for a protein of 101 amino acids. NCBI's taxonomy places the organism in Eukaryota, Metazoa, Arthropoda, Insecta, Lepidoptera, Tortricidae. The record is from RefSeq and is a predicted model, not a curated record.